AUGGAUUAUGGGAAUGGAAACUAUCCUCCGAUUCCUUACUUCAAUACAGGAGUAUAUCCAGGGUAUGACAUGAAUAAUCCACCUAUCUAUUUUCCACAACAUCCCAGCAACUUACUGAGAGACCCUUUUAGAAGUAAUAGUCCUUUUGCACAAGAACAAGCGCCUUAUCCCAUUGAGCAAGAUCAAGGGCGGUGGAAUUUUCCUCAUGAUUAUCAGAACCUUCCGAUGCGCCCAUAUCGUCAGGUUGUGUCUGUGACGAAUCCUGAACAAGAUGAUUUAUCCGUAGAGAGAUCGUAUACACCAACGUUUCAAGGCAGCGGGCCUCCUCUAUUUCCUGAUGAAACUCAUGACGAGAUGAGAAGAGCUGUUGCCUUUGCGAUGACUGCUGAACAAUUCGAUCUCGAUGAGAAAUUACAAUUACUACUUAACCAACUGAAUUUACUUUCCGGUGACAUGAAAGAGUGUAUGCAAGAGCUAACUGCUUAUCCUGAUAAACUCAAUGACCCCACUCGUACUUUCCCAGUGAAGCCUUCUCCAAAUAGUGUAAAAGCUCCAAUAGUAGGGGAUGAUCCUAGAAGAGUUAUAGUUAAUACAAGUAAUAAAUUAAUAAAAGUUCCUAAAGUGGUAAACGCUUCUGAAGAAUGCGAGACGGAACCCCAAUCUAAUGAUAUUUUAGUGGUGGAUAGCUCAAAGCAGAGUGUUAGGUCAUUAACGGAUUGGGUCCCACUAGCCAAUGGAAAAAAACGAAAAGUAAAUGUUGUACUAAACGAAUCGAAUGAAUCUGUGAGUCCGCAAUCAAAAAAGAAAACCGAAGCAGGUAGUAAAAUUGGUUCUUCGUCUGUAUUAGAUGAACAGAGAGAUGUUAAAGAUGAAGUUCAAUGGUAUGAACAAACUUUAGUAAAACCUAUUCCUAUCAAGAUAGAGGAAACAGAUGAUGCUUUAAACUGUGAUACUUAUUCAACAAUAGAUUUAACGAAUAUUCAAAGUGAUUCUGGAACAGUUAUCAUAGAUGACAGUUCAGAUACUCGUGCCACCUCGUUCGAUAUGGAUAUUGAACCAAUCAGUCGGGUUGAAUCUUGCCAAGCUUCACCUUCUGAUGCUGCUCUAGAAAAGUCAGCUGAGUUGAAGUCAUUGGAGAGCGCUAAAAAUGAGGUAUGUGGUUUAUUUUAUCCCUAUAACUCGAGUUAG
Auanema sp. JU1783 is the source of this 1188-nucleotide messenger RNA. NCBI's taxonomy places the organism in Eukaryota, Metazoa, Nematoda, Chromadorea, Rhabditida, Rhabditidae. The record is from the annotation of a GenBank genome assembly.